Salmo salar (Atlantic salmon) is the source of this 1661-nucleotide messenger RNA. The record is from RefSeq and is a predicted model, not a curated record. Lineage: Eukaryota; Metazoa; Chordata; Actinopteri; Salmoniformes; Salmonidae.
UCGAUGUGGUUGCUAUGACGAAGAGAAGCAUUACAGAACAUUCCGGAGUAACUUUUAUGUUAUGCAGCUAGGCUACAGAUACAUUUGCAAGGUUGCAAGUCGUAUUUAUAUUGCAAAACUUAGAAUGACUUAUGCUGCAAGUUCAGCUUUGGAAUCAAUUUAUUACGACGUAUUGAUGUAAAAACAUAAUGAAUGUACUGCCAAACCAUCUUGUCAAGUCACUGAAGGAAGAUUUCAAGAAAUUGGAUUACAGCAAGUGGGAGAGAUGCAACAGGAGCAAGACAGAGCCCCCUCCCUGGGUGAUUUUGCCCCCACUGCCCAACAAGACUACUGGCUCACCAAGCGAGCGUUAUCCAGCCACAGGGAGAGAGGAGAGUGGGACCUCCUCUGCCACCCAUAACUUUUUUCCAACAACCGACAAGCCAGGGAAGUCUCGCCCCAACACUGGCCAUGAAGAGUCCACUGCAUCAUCUAUGGGUCGACUCUCUCGACGGAGGAGGAACAAAAGAGUGAAGCUGGACCCCAUCACUUUGAAGAAACAAGAAAAUAUCAAAACACUGAAGUUGCUGAUUAUGUCGAGGAAGAAGACCCUAGUGGAGCUGGAGAAGCACUGUGCAUUGCUGCAGGAGAGCAACGUCCGUACGGCCGGGGAGAUAGACAGCACAGACAGACAGUCAGUGUCCAGUGCCAGGGAAUUCCUCAUCCGGCAUGACAAAUUAGGGAGUUCUAUAGCUGCGUUCAACAGCUGGAGCCACAGUCAGAUGGAGCAGGCCAAGACAGAGCUCCAGAAGGCUGAGACUGCUGCAAAGAAUAGACUUUGGGGUCUCCAUGAGCAGCUGAGGGAGGUGAAGGCAGAGCUGGUGAACGCCCAGGCGGAGCUCCACACCCUGAAGACCUACAAGGAUAAAGAGUACCCCGUCAAGGCCCUGCGCAUUGCCGAGAUAAAGAGAGAGAUUGAGAAACUCAAAGAGACACAGCAGGAUGAGAAUGAGGACGUGAACUUGCUGUGCCAGACAGAGAUGGUGUACCUGGAGAGACGAUCCCAACACGAAGAGCAGGAAGUCCUCUCUGUCAUAGCAAAGCAAAAUGUUUCAUAUAUUCCCUCUGUCGUCAAACUGAUGGCCGCACAUAAUCAGACGAUAAAGAAAGAAAUUGGAAUCCACAAAAAGGAAAUUGCGGAGCUGGAAGAUAAGAACAGAGAGCUGAUUCAGAGUGUCCAGGAACUGCAAAUAUCACGGACCAACAUCAGGAAAGACAUCUUCCAAGACGUUUUCCCCAAAUCAGAUAAGCUGGUAAAUAGCGAGUCCACACAGAUACAACUGAUUUCUCUCACUCUAGUCACUUUUGGGGAGAAAGUAUGUUUAUUUAAAGAUGCACCCCGGAUAUGGAGGUGACCUUAAACAUCCCUCGUGAGGAGUGGCUCCCCAUUUAGAUGUGUGACAGACUAGGAGAGACACGACUUGUGUGUCGCUCGGCUGCAUUUAAACCUGCUGGGCUCUUCUUGGCACAACCCCAGAAUUUCUGUUAUACUGAGUGCCCAUCUUCUCCUACUAAAGUGCCCAAUCUUCUUAAACCAAGUUCUGCAUUGUAAUACCAGUCAACUGGGGCCAAUAAACAUUUGUGAACAUUUCUAAUAAAUACCUCCAUGGUUCAAUUUCAAA